Molecule: messenger RNA, 5993 nt
Organism: Leptopilina heterotoma
Lineage: Eukaryota; Metazoa; Arthropoda; Insecta; Hymenoptera; Figitidae
Gene: nrm
Product: hemicentin-1
Exons: 23
Coding region: 494-5857 (1787 amino acids)
Biological process (GO): cell-cell adhesion
Cellular component (GO): cell-cell junction
Molecular function (GO): cell adhesion molecule binding
Source: RefSeq, a predicted model, not a curated record
GAUAAAAUCUUUAAAAAUCAAUUUAACGAUUUUUUGGUGAAAAAAUUUUUUUCUGAAAAGAAAAAUAAGUUGUUUUUUGUUUUGCAUACAGUUUAUAAAUAUGUUAAUUUCUGUGAAUGUUAUUACCAAAAGGAUGAAGAGAGGAGUAUGAACCGUGUAAAUUGGAGUAAUUAGAAAGAUUGCGCGCUGUAUUUUUUUUUCCUUUUUUUCCGAAAUCGAUUUCAUCAAAAAACGUGUGAAGUGUGUGCGGAUCAAACGUGUUUUUUGGAGUAAUAAAAAGAAAAAGGUUCAACUUCCUAUGUUGAUUUAAGGAAAGUGAAGAGCCUUUAUAUUUGGAAAAGAAAGAAAGUAAAAAGAAAAAAAAAAAGUGCUGCUUUCGAUGUAGCGUGACUUCAUGUGUAAUUGCCGUGUUGCCCGGGGGUUUUCAAAUUGGUACGCUUGAAGAGAAAAAGGAAGUGGACCGACCGGAAGAAGACUCCAGGAGAAGGAAGAGAUGGCAUCUCGUGUACUUGGACUUUUGCUCUUCACACAUUUUGUUCUCGCUUCGAGCGUCAAAGGGAGCAGUGAACCGUGGCUAAAAGUCGAGAAGAGCGCUGAACUUGGUACAGAAGUUCAGCUACCGUGCCGUCUAAAAUUGCCACAAUGCGUCGGUCUUCACAGCAUAAAAUGGUAUCGUGGAAACACCCGGAUUUUUGUUUACAGCGAAGAUGUUGGCGUCACGCGUAUCGACACCGAAAUGGACCCUGGAGCUGGUAUGAUGAUUGCAAAAAAUGACACUGAGACUUUUCUAAAAAUUCCAAACAUCAAAAUUGCCGACGAGGGAUUGUACAAGUGUGAGGCUACUUAUUUGGCAGUGAAUCGAGAAUGCAACAAUGUUCAACAUAUCACACUCAACGUCACUGUUCAACCAGUGUACGUUCGUGUUAUCGACGAAGAUACAAAAGCAACUCUCGAAACAGGAAAAGUCUUGGGACCAAUAAACGAUGGUACCAAGAUUUCCUUGAGGUGCGAGAGUAGUGAAGGUCGUCCCGUUCCAAUCGUUGAAUGGUACAACGGCGAUAAGCUUCUUGAAUCGGAAAGCACGUCGCAAGUUGAAGAAAAUGGAAUCGGCACCGGAAGCAGCCUGUUGAAUCUGCAGGUUACACGCAGUGAAUUAGGCGCUAACCUUACUUGCAAGAUCAGCAGCAGUCUUACUCUUGCUGAGCCUCUCACAAUUGACAUCAGAUUAGACGUUCACGUUGCCCCAUUAACGAUGAAUAUACGAAAUAAUAAACGAGGACAAGCGAUUCGAGGCUCUCAGGUUUUGUUGGAGUGUUCUGUUGGUGCUGCGAGACCUGCUGCCAAUGUCACCUGGUUCAAUGGUACAACACCUGUCAAAAAUGACAGCAAAAGAUUGGACAUGCUUGAAACAAAAAUACUCGAAAGUCCUGACGGAACGGCGGAAACGAAGAGUUACUUUAUUUUUACAGUAACAGAAUACGAUAGUGGAAUUCCAUUUAGUUGCCAGGCUGAGAAUUCGGUCAUGCAAAAAGAAGGAACAAAACCUUUGAAAGAAACAACAACAAUCGAAGUCUUAUACGAACCGUUAAUAACAUUAAAACCAAAUAACAUAACAGUGAAUGAAACAGAACAAUUUACAAUGCUUUGCGAGUACGUCGCCAAUCCAGCCACAUUGACGAGUGUAAAAUGGUUACGUGAUGGAGAAGAAAUUGCCUUAGAUCCAUUAAUUUAUGAAGGUGGUUCCAUACAAAAGACGGAUCUUACGAUUAAAAAUUCCACCUCUGAACAUAUGGGAAAUUAUACGUGUGUUCUGGAGAAUACAGUGGGAAAGGGCAAUACAUCAGACUUUGUUGUUGUUUCCGUAUUGUAUAAACCGGAGGUGGAAGUUAGUAUGGAGCCGAGUGGUCCUAUCAAUGAGACUGACCGUGUGAACGUUUCUUUGACUUGCGAAGUCACCGACGGAAAUCCGAGGACCUUGAUUGCUGUCCGUUGGUAUUUGGAUGGGGAUCUACUGAAGGAACUUCCGGAUUGCACUCGGAACACGACUCCAGUGACCACAGAUGAAAUAGCCACCUUCUGCGACAUUGAUCCAAGUAAAUUGCUCCUGGAGGCUGUCGGGAGAUCAUUUCAUGGAAACUAUUCCUGCGAAGGGAGAAAUGAAGCUGGAUGGGGACCCAUAUCUUCAAGCACGCCAGUUGUUGUAAACUAUAAACCGGGACCAGCCUCGAUAUCAUACGAACCCCUUCGAGUGAUCAAAAAACACAGUUUAACUAUUACAUGCUCAGUGGAAGAUCCAGGACGACCGGAAAUUGCAGGCUUCAAAUGGAUGCGUGGUCUUUAUAGAUUACCGGAUGAAAAUAAAUCAGUUCUCAAAAUUGAAUCGGCAAAUCUUGAAACUGAAGCUAAUUUUACAUGUAUGGCAUAUAAUUCAGCAGGCGAUGGUGAUUCGGCAACAACUUUCGUUGAUGUUCAAGCUCCUCCGGCAUUUAUUAAGAAACUUCCACCAUACGUGGGUUUUGCCUACAAUGCAUCGAGUGUGAGCAUUGAAUGCAUUGUGGAAUGUGCGCCAAUUUGUAAUAUUUCCUGGAAAAAGGGCGAUAAAUUAAUUGAUUUUUCCGAAUCGAAACAAUAUUACGUUAAUAAUUUUUAUCGUUCACCGGAUUUACGAACAUUCGAUUUUGAAAGUAUACAGUCGACUUUAAUUUGGAAUCUCACUGCCUGGCCGAAUGGUCAACUUGAUAGAUUAGAAGAUAAUGGAAGAUUCACCUGUGAAAGUACCAGUAAUGGCGUUGGAAAAGCCGUUAACAGUAAUACCACAUUUCAAGUUGAAUAUCCACCAGAGAAUCUAACGAUAUCAAGGGAGAGAAUAAACGUCAUCGUAGACCAUAUACCGGAAAAAAUAAGUUGCUCAGCAAAGGCUUAUCCGGAACCACAAUUUGAAUGGUAUCGUGAAGGAUCGAAUGAAAUUCUAGGAACUUCAAAUACACUUUCAUUUGAAUAUACAUUUCCAAAAAGAAGUAAUGGAACGUAUUACUGUAGAGUUAAAAAUCGUCAAGGAGUUAAUAAUAUCUCGACUUAUAUAAACGUUCAAUAUAAACCGGAAUGCCGAAUAGAAAGAGAAAGAAGAGACGGUCAGGAUUACAUCGUUUGUUCGGCUGAGGGCAAUCCGAAGGAAUCUGAUUUUACUUGGACUUUAAAAGUUGGUAACGAUACUUUCGAUCAAAAUGCGGAAAUACACGAGGGCAAAAGUUAUAUUUUAUUGGAGGACCUUAACAAAUUUCGUACCUAUAUAUGCGUCGCCAACAACUCCAUUGGUUUUUCAAACGAAUGCGAACUCGACGUUCCAGCUCGCCUGGGAUACGACGGAAGUACUCCAUGGUGGUUGAGGAUUUUAGAAAUGCCCACACUUGCGAUCAUUGUCGCGGUGGUUGUUCUAAUUGCGAUCAUCAUUGCUGGCACUGUCAUUUUCAUAGUUUGCCGACGAAAGCGCACUCCGGGGAAAUACAGUAACCGGGUGGUUGAACUGGAAGAACGCGAGCAUCCCGACGGUGGACCUCCGAGUCCAACAGCGUCCUCAUACUCGACGCAAAGCCCGAGUCAUCCUACACCCGCUCCGAGAUGGCCACUCAAACCUGGCGUUCUCGUACACGUCAAUCGCACUCACAGUCUCAGAUCGGGUUUAAGCUCUCGAUCCAAUCAGGCAUUGAGAAUCCACUCGGACACCUCCUUGAGCGAACCAUUUACCACCGAGAGAGAUAGUGGGAAUUGUCCUUCACUUAUGAGAACGCCAGUGAGGCCAUUCCGCCGUGGAAAGGAUACAAAUAGACAAAGGCCAAUGAAUGGAAUUAUUGGCAUUCAAGAUGACGGUAUGUUUGCAAGAGCCAAUAAAAUAAGAGCUAUUUUCAAUGCGCAAAUCAGCAAGGAGCAGGAUUCAUUUCCAGGAAUAUCGAGAGGAAAAACAGCCGUGACUUACAAGCGAAUAGCGCCACGACAGAGGAUCAUGCACGAUGCUCUUAAAACAACAGAUCUAAACAAAUCCAGGCCCAAUGUUUCUCGUAAGCGUAAAAAACCCGGUUCAGAUCCGAAUCAAACGACAAAUAGCAAUCACAUGGGUAGCCUGUCAGAAGGAAUGACCGAUCCCGAUACGAAAACAUUUUACGAAAACUUACCAUUUCAUGGGAUACAGACUCCGCCCAAUAAGUUGGUUUCUCCUAAGUUUGCCCAAGUUUCGGCUUUGCAUGGCACGUUGCAUUCAACCACGACUUCGCCAUGUUCCUCGCGGCCGUUAAGCAGAACGACCAGCCUCUGCGGUGGCAGUUCCGGCUACGAAUCAACAAGAAGUCACCUGGGUCCACACUAUAGCAUUCAUAAUAUGCCCCGAAGUAAUUCACCCGAAUUAAAAUACAAUACAUUGAAACCACGUCGCAGAAAACACCGACACUCACAAUUUUAUUCAUUAAGAUUAUGUCGAAAGCACGAGGCAUCGGCUGUUAAUCGUAAUUUUCAACUAUACGCAAUACCAAUAUAUAAAAGUUGUCCACACAAAACAGGUAGUACAAGUACAAUUGCCACUUCAAUAAGAUCAAAUGAAUGUACACCAACGUCAACACUAACACGCUCAUCCCGCGAGACAAUCAAAUCAGAAAUAAUCAAGACUGAAACCAUUAAGAAGACUGAAACAAUUGAAUCGACCUCCUCCUCCUCAUCGACACUUCAUUCCACCAAUUCACAAAGAAUUCAUUCGAAGCGAAACAAUAAAAUUAAUUUCAUUCCUUCCGAUGAAGGUGUUAAUUUUGAAAUUACAAAAAUCGAUGAUCGAAACAAAAUUGAUGAUGAUGUAAUCCAGAGUUCUGAAUUAAAUUCAAAACGAAUCGAUAAACAAUUAAUUGGUGGUGAAAAGAGGAGUAAAUGUGGAAAAAAAGAAAUUUUACGUAUAAAGAAAGAAGAGAAGGCAAAGAUAUUAACGAUGACAACAGCAACAGCAAUAGCAACAGCAACGAGAAUAACGCCACCAGUGCCAGCGCCAAGAACAAGAAAAACAAAUCCCAUUGAACAUACAUACCAAAAUAUUCCUCCUCCUGUAUUUCCUGAGAAAAGCGCCACUGCCUGCAAGCUCAAGACCAACAACAGUAUAUGUGACUACAAAGAGCACUAUCAGCAACACCAGCAACAGGAAAUGCAACAAUACGGCUAUCCAAUGCCGAGCAACAGUUCCAGCCAACUAACUCUGCCAAUAGCACGAAGCCUCUAUCAUUCCUCCGUAGUCAGUCCCCUGCAGACAUCCUACGUUCAAACUAACAAUCGUCAUUCCUUAAUGCAUCCCGAUGGCAGUGCCAGUGUUCCCCUAUCCCUUGUUCAUGGGGACGAUCUCGAUCUCACUUACGAUCGUCAAUUAACAAAUUCAUCGUCAACCGGUCGACGUAAUGAUCGUCGGAAAUAUCGCAAGCAUGGAAGGGGCGAUCGUAAGCAAAAAAGAAGAGGAGACUCGCGUCGCGCCGCCAAUGAAAAUCACAGUGAAACGAGUUUUAAUCGUGUACAAGAAUUGGGCAUACCGGAGAGUUAUAAAAUAUCGUAUCCACAUUAUUAUGAGGAUGCGAUAACGGAAUGUCCGCCCGAUUAUCCGAGGCCAAAUUUAAUCACGCAACAAUCGCAGCGUGAUUUUGAUGUUAAUCGUUAUCCGGGUAAUGGUGGGACUGGUAAUAUGCAUUACGCGGAUUUAAGUUUAACUAAAAAUAGAAAUAAGGCGACGAAGAGGUAUUCAACGAGUACGAGAGACGCUCGUUCGCCGUCGAUGCCUUCGAUCACCCAGUACGCUGAACUAAACUUGCGCGAUGUCGGUCAGGAGAUCGAUGUUUAAAGCCUUUCAAGCCGGAAUUUUCUGACCUGGAUUAUGCAGAUGUGGACUACCGAUCGUAUGGGCCUAUAAACUAUAAAGCUGCAAGCAUCGCUCUGCUACAAAAUCGAAAACAACAACAGCAGCUGUUAGAACGAAG